CGGCCGUGCGGGAGCGUGCGUGGCGGCGGCGGGGGGUCCCGGCCCGGCUCCCCCGCUAUGGCCACGUCCCCGUGCAGCAGUAGCGGCGUCUCCUCGUCGUCCUCGUCGGGACUGGGCGCGGACGCGGGGCUGGAGAUCCGCACGCGCUCCGUGGAGCAGACGCUGGUGCCGCUGGUGUCGCAGAUAACUACUCUUAUUAAUCAUAAGGAUAAACCAAAGCGUUCAGACAAGACUCUGCAAGCAAUUCAGCGAGUGGGCCAAGCAGUUAACCUGGCAGUGGGAAGAUUUGUUACAGUGGGUGAAGCCAUAGCCAACGAAAACCAUGAAUUGAAAGAGGAAAUGAGUGUUGCUUGCAUUGAGGCAAGGAGAGCAGGUGAAACAAUUGCACAGCUUACAGAUGUGGCAAGCUUGGAUCAUCCAGAAUCUGAUAGCCAUAUAACAAUCUUUACAGACAAAACGGGUGUGGUAAAAGCUGCAAGAUUGUUGCUUUCUUCUGUCACAAAGGUGCUGGUGUUAGCAGACAGAAUUGUUAUAAAGCAAAUUAUAACUUCCAGAAACAAGGUUCUUGCAACAAUGGAACAACUAGAAAAAGUUAGUAGUUUCCAGGAGUUUGUACAAAUAUUCAGCCAGUUUGGAAAUGAAAUGGUAGAGUUUGCCCAUUUAACUGGAGAUCGUCAAAAUGAUUUGAAGGAUGAGAAGAAAAAGGCUAGAAUGGCAGCAUCUAGGGCUGUUCUUGAGAAGUGCACCAUGAUGCUCCUGACUGCUUCAAAGACUUGUCUGCGGCAUCCAGACUGUGAAUCUGCUCGUGUUAACAAAGAUGGAGUUUUCCAUCGGAUGCGACUAGCUUUGGAACAGGUAAUAGAAAUUGUAACUGACUCGCGACCAAAUGGAGAAAAUGAAAUGGCCCCCAUCAGCAUAUAUUCUGGCAUCAAAGAAUUCAAGAAUAAGGUGGAGGGUCUUCGUGAGAAUCUUUAUUUUCUCUCAAAAGAGAACCUUUCGACAAUGCUGGAAGUUAUCCUGGAACAUACAGAAGACUUCACAGACUCUGCUUAUACCAGUCAUGAGCACAGAGAACACAUUUUGGAGCUGUCUAAACAGGCUAAAAUGGAACUAGAGCAGCUGGUUUCAGUGUGGAUGCAAGCUCAAAACCAGAAGACAAAGGAUCUCAUGGAAGACUUGGAAGUAGCCAUUCUAAAAACAUGCCAGUGCAUGAAUGAACUUAAAAGAGAGGUCCACAGUGCAGCAACAUCUUUGGCAGCAGAUCUUCUAAAAUACCAUACAGAUCAUAUGGUUCUCAAAGCAUUAAAAAUCACAGGAGUAGAAGGAAAUCUUGAAGCUGUAGCAGAAUAUACUUGCAAGCUAUCAGAGCAGAAAGAACAACUUGUUGAGAUGUGUCGCUUAUUGAGGCAUGUUUCUGGAACUGAGCCCCUUGAGAUUACUUGCAUACAUGCAGAAGACACCUUUCAGGUCACUGGCCCACAGAUAAUUUCUGCUGCAGAAACACUGGCAUUACACCCAUCUAGCAAGAUUGCAAAAGAAAACCUUGAGGUGUUCUGCGAGGCAUGGGAGUCUCAACUGAGUGACAUGUCUUUAUUAUUGAGAGAAAUUAAUGAUGUGUUUGAAGGAAGACGAGGAGAGAAGCGUGUCUACCUGUCACUGCCCAGACCAGGGAAGCAUAAUGCAAAUCUGAAAGCAUUAAAGCCAGUCAAACUAGAUACUGAGGAACAGGCAAAAAUUGCAAAACUUGGAUUAGAAUUGCAUCUGCUCACAUCUGAUGUGGAUUCUGAGACAGAGAAAUGGGAAGAUCAGGAGAAUGAGAUCGUGCAGCAUGGACAAGGCAUGUCAAGUAUGGCCUACUCCAUGUAUUUAUUUACCAGAGGAGAAGGACUUCUGAAAACUACUCAAGAUUUAUUUCAUCAAGCAGAGAUUUUUGCCACAGAGGGCACAAAGCUUGCUUCAGCUCUUCAUGCUUUUUCUGAUCAGGUACACGAGGAUGACAAGCCUUUGCUUCUGUUGGAGGCUGAAAAACUCAUCUCUGUGUGCAGGCAGCUCCAGAUAACAGCUAAAGCUUCUGCUCAGGGAAAAAGUGCUACGUUUACAAAGGUUGAUGCAUGCAUUCUGAAAACAAGGAAUGUGAUGACUCUAUUAUGCCAACUUCUUCCACUUUGCUUCAAAUUACUGAGAAAGAAUAAAGCAGGAAAUGGUUGCCUUAAACCUGCUCCACCAUGGAAAGAAGACAGAAUACGAACUGGUACAAAUGCACAUACUCCAGAAAGGAGAGCGGAGACAUUUGGCAUCAAGUCUUUAGAAAACCAUGUAACAAACAUGACGUUUUUAGAGAGCAAGUAAUUACAGCACUGAGAAAUGCAGGAACUCCCAUUUGAAAAUAACACUUCCUGAAUUUUCAAUAUUGCUUUCAUUUGUGGAAAGUCAAGCCAGGUUAAUUUGAAAUGAAACUGUUGGCCUUUGUCACAUCUAAUAGAUGUCCCAUUACUUAGCUAUUACAACACCAACUAGUUAAAUCUUCUGUAUUUUUAUAAUGUGAAUGCCUUUCCUAUGCUCACUGAUACCGAUUUUGUAAUUAAUGCUUAUGAAUGUCUUACUGGAUGUUUCAGCCCAAAGAUGCUGCUAAUAGACAUUUUAUGUAAA
Molecule: messenger RNA, 2649 nt
Organism: Lepidothrix coronata (blue-crowned manakin)
Lineage: Eukaryota; Metazoa; Chordata; Aves; Passeriformes; Pipridae
Gene: CTNNAL1
Product: catenin alpha like 1
Exons: 19
Coding region: 58-2349 (763 amino acids)
Biological process (GO): cell adhesion; Rho protein signal transduction
Molecular function (GO): actin filament binding; cadherin binding
Source: RefSeq, a predicted model, not a curated record